AUCUCACACAAGACCACGAAACCACACCAGGGCCAGAGCCUCACUCAACUCACCAGCCUGCUGCCAUCAUGAAACCGGCUAUCGCCCUCGCCCUGGUCACCCUGGCUCUCUGCUGCAGCCCUGCUUCUGCAGAGAUCUGCUCGAGCUUUCUCGAUGUCGUUAAAACCCUCAUCGUGGGCACACCUUCGAGUUAUGAGACUGCGGUUGACGUUUUCAGCCCCGAUGCAGACAUGAAAGUUGCAACGAACGGGCUGAAGAAGCUGGUAGACUCGAUCCCCGAGAACAAGAAGGACAGCAUCAUGAGGCUCAUGGAAAAAAUUAUAAAGAGCCCACAGUGUGCUUAGAUCUGGAAGCUGAAGACCUCCAAAUGCCAAAGCCCCUGCCGCUCGCCAGAGGCUCCCCCCUCUCCCUCCCCACCAGCCCGGCCUGGCUCCCCUCCAUAAAGUUCA
Messenger RNA from Pteropus alecto (black flying fox), 449 nucleotides. RefSeq names its product secretoglobin family 1A member 1 (gene SCGB1A1). The transcript has 3 exons. The coding region runs from base 69 to 344 and encodes 91 amino acids. Gene Ontology annotation, cellular component: cytoplasm. Gene Ontology annotation, biological process: signal transduction. The record is from RefSeq and is a predicted model, not a curated record. Lineage: Eukaryota; Metazoa; Chordata; Mammalia; Chiroptera; Pteropodidae.